Lathyrus sativus (Indian pea) is the source of this 903-nucleotide messenger RNA. The record is from the annotation of a GenBank genome assembly. NCBI's taxonomy places the organism in Eukaryota, Viridiplantae, Streptophyta, Magnoliopsida, Fabales, Fabaceae.
AUGGGUUUUCCAAAAUUGUCCCUCUUCCUUCUUCUCUUCUUCUUCUUCCUCCUCUUCACACCCCAUUUCUCUGAUUCAUCAUCCUCUUCUGAUUACACAACUUUAGUCUACAAAGGUUGCUCAAAAAACACUUUCACAGAUCCAAAUGGUGCAUACUCACAAUCUCUCUCAGCACUCUUUGGUUCCCUCGUUUCACAGUCCACAAAAACUAAGUUCUUCAAAACAACAACCGGGAAUGGCCAGAACAGCAUAACAGGUAUCUUUCAAUGUAGAGGAGAUCUCACAAACUCCGAUUGCUACAACUGUGUUAGCAAGCUCCCGGUUCUUUCAGACAAACUUUGCGGCAAAACCAUUGCUGCUAGAGUUCAGCUUCUAGGUUGUUACAUGCUGUACGAGGUUGCUGGUUUUCCUCAAAUCUCAGGCAUGGAUAUUCUUUUCAAAACAUGCGGAACAACGAAUGCUGCUGGAAGAGGGUUUGAAGAGAGAAGAGACACUGCUUUUUCUGUGAUGGAAAAUGGGGUUAUCAGUGGUCAUGGUUUUUAUGCUACUAGCUACCAAUCUAUGUAUGUUAUGGGACAGUGUGAAGGUGAUGUUGGCGAUUCUGAUUGUGGUGAGUGUGUUAAAUCUGCUGUUCAAAGAGCUCAAGUUGAAUGUGGAAGUUCUAUUUCUGGACAGGUUUAUUUGCAUAAGUGCUUUAUCAGUUUUAGCUAUUAUCCUAAUGGGGUUCCAAGGCAACACUCUUCUUAUGGUGGUUCAUCCUCUUCUUCUGCUUCUUCAUCUUUUACUGGACAAAAUACAGGGAAGACAGUGGCUAUAAUAUUAGGAGGUAUAGCUGGUGUGGCAUUUUUGGUUAUAUGCUUGCUAUUUGCUAGGAAUUUGGUCAAGAAACGUGAUGAUUAUUGA